GGGACAAGCAGUGGAGCUGGCUGCCCGGAGAGGCUGGGCAGUCUGCAUCGCUGGAGGUUUUUGAGAGCUGACUGGAUAAAGUCUGAAGCAACUCGCUCUGAGCUCAGACCUGAGCCUGCCUUGAGCUCUUGAGGUCCCUUCCAGCCUGAAGUAUUCUGUGGUUCCUUAUAGGAUAGAAAGCCUUAUGUUUAGUAUAUUUUACUUCAUUUCUGCUGCGGAUGAAAAAGCACGGAAUCACUUUUUUCUCUAAGUGCAGAAGCUUACUCUUACCAUGCAUAUCUACAAACCACCACCUAUUACUGCUUCAGAUUUCUCCACAAACUGCUUAAAUCCUCUCUCUGCUGGUCCUUUCUAGUGCUGUGUUCCAUGAUGCUGAGAGGAGUUGCUCACAGUGCAAAAGAUGCAUUCACACUGCUGUUGGCAAGAUCUUGGUACUGUAACCCUGGACUGAAUUUUUCAUCAUUACGGACUGAAGUAACAAACAGAAGCGUUCAACCUCAUUCCCAUUAUACAACUGAUAAAACAUCAAGAGAGGAAAAUAAAAAAGUAAUUGAGAGCCUCUACAGAUUAUCAGUUGAUAUUACGAAAAUACGCAGACUAAGGGAAUGGGUCCUUUUCCAGGAUGUGGCCUAUGUUAAAGAAAUUGCUAAUAUCUUACAAGAAAUGGGAGCAGAUGAGACUACGAUAGCCAGUAUUUUAGAACGUUGGCCAGAGGCAAUUCUUUGUAGCCCUGCAGAGAUAAAAUCUCAAAGAGCUCUGUGGCAAUUAGUAUGCCAGAAUGAAAAACAGCUGAUUAAAUUAAUAGAGCAAUUUCCAGAGUCUUUUUUUACUACUGAGUAUCAUGAGAAUCAGAAAGCAAAUAUUCUGUUUUUUCAAGAGCUGGGACUUAAGAAUAAUAUAAUCACUAGGUUCUUGACUAGCGCACCCAGUAUUUUUUACAAUCCUGUCGAGAAAAACAAACAUACAAUAAAGACAUUACAAAGAAGUUAUUUGAGUUUAGGAGGUUCUGAUGCAAAUAUGAAGAUUUGGAUACUGAAGUUAUUGAGCCAGAAUCCAUUUAUUUUAUUAAAUACUUCUAAUGCAGUCCAGGAGAACUUGGAAUUUCUCCAGAAGAAUGAUUUCACUAACCGUGAAAUUUUACAGCUGUUGUCCAAACUUAAAGGUUUUAUUUUUCAGCUUACUCCUACUACUAUGCAGGAAAGUAUGCUUUUUUCCAAAAGUGUCUUUAAGUGCAGUGAUCAAGAAUUAAAACAGCUAGUACUGAAAUGUCCAGCCCUUCUCUACUAUUCUCUUCCAAUUUUGGAAGAAAGAUUUGAGGGACUAUUGAAGGAAGGAAUUUCUAUAGAGCAGAUCAGAGAGACACCAACAGUGCUGGAGUUGACAACAGAGAUUGUUCAGUACAGAAUUAAAAAACUCUCUGCUUUAGGAUAUAAUAUAAAGAGUGGAACUCUAGAAACUUUGAAUGGUACUAAGAAAGAUUUUGAAGUCAGUUAUGGUAAGAUACAAUCAAAGAAGGAGAGACCAAUGUUUAAUCCUGUUGCUCCUGUAAACAUUGAAGACUAGUUUGAAUACUGUAUUUUAAAUUAUGCAAAAGAAAAUGAUCAAAGAAAAAACAGAGAUCUCGAUUCUUUGAUAAGAACUGAAACAAAAGUUACCUUAACUAGAUCGUAUUCUUACAUUGCACUUUGUCCUGGAAUGGGGUUUUAUGUGUAACUUGGUUAUAAAACUAUAGCUUUCUAACACUUUUAAAUAAUUUCAUAGAACCUGACUAUGAUGAAAACUGACUUGCUACCAUUUACAUAAAGACUUGAUGCCUCCCCAUCAGGGAUGACUUCACACAUGGGUUUUUUGGUUCUGUUCCAUUUCCUUAUUUAACUGGCUACUAGUUUUUCUGGAUUUUCAGCUCUAUCAUUGCACAGUCCAAUCUAUGACAUUGAUUAGUAUAAUCUCUGUUUGCAGAAAAGAGAAGAAGGAGAGUUAUUUAUCCAGUAAUGUUCGUCAACCCACUGGUAUACUCCCUUUUUAAAAUUCUCGUAGGGUUCUAUUUCUUAUCCCAGAUCCUGAACUGAAGCUGAUUUGACUUCCUGGAUGGGAAGACUACCUAGAGCACAGUCUGAGAACAGAGCAGGACAUUAUUUUUAAGUAGUGACUGCUACAGUGAGGCCCCUUUCUUUUUGUCUGCAAACUGUAACACUAAUAAAUUACAAAGAUAUUCUCCUUUAAA
Molecule: messenger RNA, 2224 nt
Organism: Rhea pennata
Lineage: Eukaryota; Metazoa; Chordata; Aves; Rheiformes; Rheidae
Gene: MTERF2
Product: mitochondrial transcription termination factor 2
Exons: 2
Coding region: 367-1563 (398 amino acids)
Biological process (GO): termination of mitochondrial transcription; regulation of DNA-templated transcription
Cellular component (GO): mitochondrial matrix
Molecular function (GO): double-stranded DNA binding
Source: RefSeq, a predicted model, not a curated record